Messenger RNA from Echinops telfairi (small Madagascar hedgehog), 2675 nucleotides. It is a transcript of the gene RBAK, whose product is annotated as RB associated KRAB zinc finger. Bases 63 to 2195 code for a protein of 710 amino acids. The transcript is spliced from 4 exons. NCBI's taxonomy places the organism in Eukaryota, Metazoa, Chordata, Mammalia, Afrosoricida, Tenrecidae. The record is from RefSeq and is a predicted model, not a curated record. Gene Ontology annotation, biological process: negative regulation of transcription by RNA polymerase II. Gene Ontology annotation, molecular function: DNA-binding transcription repressor activity, RNA polymerase II-specific.
CUUUUUCACCGUAGGUACAAGAGUACAUACAAUUCUCUUCACUUUUCCAGAAGCAGCCGAAAAUGAAGAAAUUCUGGGAGCCCUUGUCUUUCAAGGACGUGGCUGUGAACUUUACCCAGGAGGAGUGGCAACAGCUGGGCUGUGAUGAAAAGAUCAUAUACCGGGAUGUGAUGCUGGAGAACUACAGCCACUUAAUCUCACUAGGGUUUGAUAUUACCAAACCAGAUGUGAUCAUCAAAUUGGAGCAGGGAGAAGAGCCAUGGGCAGUAGAAGGUGAAUUCCCAUGCCAGAACUGUUCAGAAGUCUGGAAAGUUGAUGACCUGAUAGAAAGAACCCAAGAAAUUGGAAACAAACAUUCAAGGCAAACAGUGUCCAUUAACAACAGAUUAUUGAUUGAAGAAAGAGAAGAUAUGUUUGAUAGAACUAUAAAUGUGGAAGCAAAUCAUGUUCCUUCAAACACGAAAUCUCAUCAUUGUGUUUCUUGUGGGAAGAGUUUAGAAUCUAUCUCAGAAUUAAUUAUUAGUGAUGGAAGCUAUGCAGAAAAGAAACUCGAGUGCCGUGACUGUGAGAAAGCACAUCACGCAGAGAAACGCUAUCCGUUUAAUAAAAAUAGGGAAACCUGUUCUCAAAAUGAAGAAAAUAUUCCUCAGAAAAUUGGAAUUUUGGAGAAAUCCUUAGAAUGCCUGGAAACCUUUAAGAAAGAAACUGUUUUCAUUCCUCAUAAGAGCACUUACAUCAGAGAGAAAUCCUAUGAUUGGAAUGAUUCUGGACCAGACUUCAUCCAGGUGUCAAAUUUCAACACAUAUCAGCAAUCACACAUGGAAAUUAAACCCUAUGAAUGCAGUGAAUGUGGAAAAGCCUUCUGUAAAAAGUCAAAAUUCAUUAUACAUCAAAGGGCUCACACAGGGGAGAAACCUUAUGCAUGUACUGUCUGUGGGAAGUCCUUCAGCCAGAAAGGAACCCUUACUGUUCAUAGGCGAUCACACUUAGAGGAGAAACCCUAUAAAUGUGAUGAAUGUGGGAAAACUUUUUGUCAGAAAUUACAUCUCACUCAGCAUCAGAGAACUCAUUCAGGAGAGAAACCCUAUGAAUGUAAUGAAUGUGGCAAAACCUUUUGCCAGAAGACACAUCUCACACUACACCAGAGAAACCAUUCGGGAGAGAGACCCUAUCCAUGCAGUGAGUGUGGCAAAUCCUUUUCCCGGAAGUCAGCACUCAGUGAUCAUCAACGAACUCACACUGGAGAGAAACUUUAUAAGUGUAAUGAAUGUGGGAAAUCCUACUACCGAAAAUCUACCUUGAUAACUCAUCAGAGAACACAUACAGGAGAGAAACCCUAUCAGUGUAGUGAAUGUGGAAAAUUCUUUUCUCGAGUGUCAUACCUAACCAUACAUUACAGAAGCCAUUUAGAAGAGAAACCUUAUGAAUGUAAUGAAUGUGGGAAAACCUUCAAUUUAAAUUCUGCCUUUAUUAGACAUAGGAAAGUACACACAGAAGAAAAACUCCAUGAAUGUAAUGAAUGUGGAAAGUUGACUCAGUUUUCAAAUCUCACUAAUACAACCAGUUUAGGAGAAAAACUCCAUGAAUGUAAUGAAUGUGGGAAAACCGUCCUUCAAAAUUCACCCUUUAAUGGGCAACAGUUACUUCCCAAAGGGGAGAAAUCUUAUGCAUGCAAUAUAUGUGGGAAAUUAUUCUCUGACUUGUCGUACUACACUGAACAUUAUAGGAGUCAUUCAGAGGAAAAACCUUAUGGUUGUAACGAAUGUGGGAAAACCUUUUCCCACAAUUCAUCCCUUUUUAGGCAUCAACGAGUACACACCGGAGAGAAACCUUAUGAGUGUUAUGAAUGUGGGAAAUUCUUCUCUCAGAAGUCAUAUCUCACUAUCCAUCAUCGAAUUCAUUCAGGAGAGAAACCCUAUGAAUGUAGUAAGUGUGGGAAAGUCUUCUCCAGAAUGUCAAACCUCACUGUCCACUAUAGAAGCCAUUCAGGAGAGAAGCCCUAUGAAUGCAACGAAUGUGGAAAAGUAUUUUCUCAGAAAUCAUACCUCACUGUACAUUAUAGAACUCAUUCAGGAGAGAAACCCUAUGAAUGUAGUGAGUGUGGCAAAAAGUUCCACCACAGAUCAGCCUUCAAUAGCCAUCAGAGAAUCCAUAGAAGAGGGAAUAGGAACAUACUUAAUGCUGAAAAUCUCUGAAAUCCAUGAUAAUGUUAAAAAAACCAAGUAUAAUGAGUAUGAGAAGUCCAAUAGGAAAUCAAAUGUCAUUGCUCACCCAAGAAUUCAUAGACCAAAAAAUCCCUUCUAUCUCUUGAAACAUGAAAGCAUCAUAGUCAUUUUAAUCUUGAUAUUUCAGAGAAUCCCAAGAAUGCAAUGAGGAGAACCUUUAAGUCCACAACACCCUUUCUGUACAAGAUACUUUAUAUAGGAAUUAACGUUUUUUUAAAAUUUUACUUUGGUUUCUAAGGGCACUACAUAUCAGGGAUUACUUCUGAGACAAAAUCUAUGAAUGGAAUGAAUGUGGAAAAUAUAUUCUCAAAAAUUGUUAUAGUGAAAGCCAUAUUUCAUAUUUAAAUCUAAUGCUUAGAGGAAAAACGAGAAUCCAUUGCCUUUGAGUUGAUUCUGACUCAGACACUUGAAAGGACACAGUAGGACUGCCCAUAGAUUUUUCAAGGCUGU